GCAGCUGGAACGGUAUCACUUGCCAACUGUUAAACAACGUGCAUUGCUAAAGUGCACCAUUAUUUUAAUCACGACUCCUUGAAGUACAACAGCUGUCGCAAUACUACAGGUUGUCGAAUUCCACCUAUCAAUUCCUGGUGAUAUUGUUAGAAUGAACACCGACAUUUCGGCUCCAUCCGACAGCGGAUGUCAAAACACAGGUCUUGUGGAUCUAUGUGAAAAUACUAAAAACAGUGAGUCUGUUGCUGGCGAAAAGAAGCCCACACAAAAUGAGGUCACAGUAGAAGACGACCACAAGACAACUAGUAAAUCAGACAUACCAGUACCUCAGUGUACAUCACGUGAAGCUGUAACACAAAAGAAUGAAGCAUGGAGCUAUAAACGGGGAACCAUUGUUUCACCAAUGGUUGAAACCAGUAAAGAUAUUAUUUUCAUGAAAGAUGAUACAAUUGCUAAAAAGAAAUGUUGUACUAAACAGAAAUACCUACUUGAGAAAUGUGUGUUUUUGAUAUCGGUUACAAGUCUAGUACUUUGGGCAUAUGGACUGUUCAACUAUCAUUGGUUAUUGCCAUAUUAUUACACAGUGGUCUUGCCAUUACUAGUGGCCAUCAGAGUAUGGAUAUACUGGACUAAGAAAUGGCAAUGGUUUCUUUUAGAUUUCUGCUAUUUUGCAAAUGCUAUGACCAUGAUAUAUAUUUGGGUUAUACCAAAUCAUGAAUUCAUGUUUAUGUUAGUGUUCGCGCUGGCAAAUGGACCACUUAUAUGGGCCAUUCUUAUAUACCGCAACUCAUUGGUAUUUCACAGUUUGGACAAAAUGACUUCUGUUUUCAUUCAUUUGCUUCCUGCCUAUCUAUCAUUUGGUUUGCGAUGGUAUCCAGAAUCUAUAUCUCUUCAUUGGUACAGGCCAUUUGUAAUCGACCCACCACCACCAGAUUUCAUAUGGCUAGUGGUUGUACCACUCAGUUGUAUUGUGUUCCACGGUCUCGUGUAUCUUAUCCUAGUACAUCUUUUGAUAAAACCAUCAGAAGACUAUCUGGAUAGCUACAGGUAUUUUAUAUCUGAUCAGAAUAGUAUCUACUUCAAAGCAGUCAGUAUAUUUGGAAAAAAGUAA
This is a messenger RNA of Saccoglossus kowalevskii, 1111 nucleotides long. RefSeq lists its product as uncharacterized. Gene Ontology annotation, biological process: phosphatidylcholine biosynthetic process. The record is from RefSeq and is a predicted model, not a curated record. NCBI's taxonomy places the organism in Eukaryota, Metazoa, Hemichordata, Enteropneusta, Harrimaniidae.